AUGAAGCUUCUUUCGAUAGCUCUUCUGCCGGCUUUGGCAGCCGCAGCAUCCUCCUCCCCUUCUGUCACAAUCGAUGCUGGUACAGUUCAGGGUGGGAAAUGUGAAGGUGGUCAAAAUGCCGUUUUCUACAAGGCAAUUCCCUUUGCUGAGCCUCCAGUCGACGAACUACGCUUCGAGCCCCCCAAACCCUACAAAAAGCAAUACCCUCAAGGCAAGCUGAAUGCAACAACUUCGGCCCCGACCUGCAUUCAAUUCUCAGAUGAUUUCACCGAGAAGAAAUUGAAUACAGCUGCACUGUCAUCUGAAGACUGCCUUUAUUUGGACGUUUGGGCGCCGUCUACAGCCACUAAGGACUCCAAACUUCCCGUCAAAGUAUGGGUAUACGGUGGAUCUGAAACAGAAGGUUCAAUCUCAGACCCCCUCUACGACGGCUGCAACACAGCAGAGGCAGGAUCUAUUCUUGUUUCUGUCAACUACCGUGUUGGCCCCCUCGGUUUUAUGGCACUUGAGACCGCUGCAUUAUAUGGCAACCAGGGAAUCAAAGACCUGAUCAUGGGGUUGGAAUGGGUUCAACAGAACAUCGCCGCCUUCGGUGGAGACCCGAAAAAGGUUCUUUUCUUUGGCCAGUCAGCCGGUGCUGAGAACGUAUACGCAAUCGGCUCUCUUCCUCAAGCGCCUUCUUUGAUGAACAGUCUCAUCUCAGAAUCGGGCGGAGGUAGAAGCCUUAGCGUUAAUUCAACCCAGCAGAAGGUUGCAGCAUCAUAUGCUAAGAUGCUCAAUUGCAGCACUACUGACAAAACUUGUCUCCAGUCCAAGACACGUGCUGACAUAGUGACCGCAUACCACAACGAUAAAUACCUGACCCAGGGAAUUGGAUACUAUGGAGCAGGAGGUUCUCUCAGCAUCCUUAGCCAGGGCACUCACAAUUUCUACCCCUUUGUGGACGGCAGUCUCAUUGCCGAGGAUCCCUACACCCGUGGAGUGCAAGUCCCAGCCGUCUUUGGAUCCAAUUAUAAUGAAGCUAUCGUAUAUUCGUUGCUGUGGAUUGAGACAGAGCAGAAAAUUCCAACCGCAUCGAUAUACAAAAACUUCCUUCGCAGUAAUUUCGGCAACGCUGCCUCGCUUGUUGAAAAGUACUAUGCGCCCUCCUUGUUCAAAUCAGCAGCCGAACUUAUUGCUCAAAGUUCCCCUGUUUUUGCUGAGAUGAGCACGACCUCAAUCGAGAUAUUUUUGGCUAUAACCCAAGUCAUAACCGAUUCCACCUACAAGUGCCCAGCGUGGUAUGGUGCGACACAGGCGACUCGCAAAGGGAUCGCCGCGUGGACAUACCAAUUCAACCAUGGCUCGACUUGCCCUUGGCUGUUUACGAUGAAUGAUACUACUGUCAGCUAUCUCAAUGCCUCUCACACAGCUGAAAUACCCUUUGUCUUUGGCAAUUUGGAUAAUUCGUAUCUCCCGGAUGGGGAUUGCAAUUCGACAUCAGCUGAAUGGAAGCUCGGCGGCCAGAUGAUGGACUUGUGGACUGCAAUGGCAGCAAACGGUAAACCAUCAACCAAGGAGAUUGAGUGGCCUCAGUUCAAGAACCAAGGAAAAAAUCUGACUAUUCCCGGGUUGAUCUUUGACAACUCCGCUUUUGUUGGAACCGUCGAUUAUUCCGCGUGUGAAAUUUGGGUUGAAGUCGAUGCGAUUGUGGCAGCAAGCAAUGCUACAGCCUCAGCCACAAAGUCUGCGGCCGCUGGCAAAUCGACAUCUUCACCAUCCGCUACUCCAUUCAAUGGCGCAGCCACUCUGCUCCCUAGAGUUGAGGGCUAUCUUGUUUUGGCCAUGGUCAUCAUUGGUUUCGUUGCAAUUUGA
Messenger RNA from Penicillium canescens, 1854 nucleotides. RefSeq lists its product as uncharacterized. The transcript has 5 exons. NCBI's taxonomy places the organism in Eukaryota, Fungi, Ascomycota, Eurotiomycetes, Eurotiales, Aspergillaceae. The record is from RefSeq and is a predicted model, not a curated record. Bases 1 to 1854 code for a protein of 617 amino acids.